Suhomyces tanzawaensis NRRL Y-17324 is the source of this 1104-nucleotide messenger RNA. Its product is annotated as zinc-binding alcohol dehydrogenase family protein. The record is from RefSeq and is a predicted model, not a curated record. Gene Ontology annotation, molecular function: oxidoreductase activity, acting on NAD(P)H. The transcript has a single exon. The coding region runs from base 1 to 1104 and encodes 367 amino acids. NCBI's taxonomy places the organism in Eukaryota, Fungi, Ascomycota, Pichiomycetes, Serinales, Debaryomycetaceae.
AUGAAACAAGCCAUUCUGCUUGCACCCUCCGAGCCUGACACCUUUGUCCAGGUUGGGGAUGGCCCUGUUCCGCAAAUCGAUGACAAUAAGAUCCUUGUCAAGGCAGUGGCAUACGCCGCCAACCCAUGCGACUGGAAGCACCGCGGGCCUGGAUGGGGCCACUACGGAGCCAUUGCCGGCACUGACGCCUCUGGCAUAGUUCUUGCUGUAGGCAGAAAUGUCACUGGUUUCGAAGAAGGCGACCAUGUGUCCACGUUCUUGCGUGGUAACCUCGACUUCAACAGAGGUGCGUGGGCUGAGUACGUUGUCGCAGACCCUGCCACCACCAUCAACUACAAAAAGACUCUAAGCGAAACCGCUCUUCCUAUGGGAACCAGCCCCUCUGGAAGUAUUGCCAGUUUCGAGGGGGCUGCGUCAGUCACCUUGAGCUUGGCCACAGUGGCGGUGUCAUUGUCCCACAGCAUCAAUAUUCCUUACAAUAAGCAGGAGAAUGCCUCCAGGUAUAUUUUGAUUUGGGGUGGUGCCACCAGUGCAAGUGUGCUUGCAAUUCAGGUGGCCAAGUUGGUUUAUGGUUUGAAGGUCAUCACCACUGCCUCCCAGCGUAAUCACGAAUUCUUGAGAUCGUUGGGCGCAGACGAAAUCUUUGACUAUAAUGACGCUGCAGUAGUAGAAGACAUAAAACGGACUGCUGCUGGAAAUAUUUCGUUUGCUCUCGACGCUGUGGCGACUCCACAGACAUUCCAACAACUCUACGACUCAUUGGAAGGCUCCCAGGAAGUGUGGGUCGACAAUUUGUCAUUCAUGGGCCCCGAGAGCAUCAACACCGAUUCGUCGAGAAAUAUCCAUUUUGGAAGAACAUGUGCCUAUUUCGGCGAUGGAAACGCUCAGACUUUGGCUGGCCACUUAGUUCCUGUCUUUGGGGGCUUGACUGAAAGCUACAACCAAUUCUGGACGACAAAGUUGCCUGAGAUUGUCUCUCAGUUGAAAACUUCCAACUUGCUUGUGUUGGAGCCUGGCUUGGAGUCUGCCAAUCAAGCGUUGCAUUUGUUGAGCACAAACAAGGUUAGUGCACAGAAAAUCGUCUGGAGAGGCAACAGUGCAUAG